Messenger RNA from Fusarium redolens, 1050 nucleotides. Its product is annotated as alcohol dehydrogenase class-3. Lineage: Eukaryota; Fungi; Ascomycota; Sordariomycetes; Hypocreales; Nectriaceae. Gene Ontology annotation, molecular function: oxidoreductase activity, acting on NAD(P)H. The transcript has a single exon. The coding region runs from base 1 to 1050 and encodes 349 amino acids. The record is from RefSeq and is a predicted model, not a curated record.
AUGGAAAACCACGCUAUCGUCAUCCAGGCACCUGGAGAUGCCCAGGUCGUCGAAGCGUCCGUUCCCGAGCUUCGAGAUGACUACAUCAUUGUCAAAGUCAAGGCGGUGGCAUUGAACCCUACUGAUUUUAUGCACGUCGACUACUUCGCCUCCCCCGGAGCUCGUGUCGGCUGCGAUUACGCUGGAAUCGUUGAAGAGGUCGGCCCGAAGGUCACGAAGGCCUUCAAGAAGGGCGACCGCGUCGCAGGAUUCGUCCACGGAUCCAACGCUGUCCAGCAUGAAGACGGCGCCUUCGGGGAGUAUAUCACCGCCAAAGGUGACUUGCAGAUCCACAUCCCGGAUAACCUGAGCUUCGAAGAAGCCGCAACGCUCGGGGUCGGCAUUACGACCGUGGGGCAAGGCCUGUACCAAAGCCUCGGCCUUCCAGAGCCGGAGACCCCUGCAGCCGAGAAGUUUCCCGUCCUCAUCUAUGGCGGCAGCACGGCGACAGGGGCUCUUGCCGUACAAUUUGCACGGCUAUCUGGCCUUGAGGUCAUUGCUACGGCCUCCCAACGAAACUUUGAAUACGUCAAGAGCCUAGGUGCCGACGCAUUGUUCGACUACAGCUCGGAGACCUGUGCGGAGGACAUCAAGAAGCACACUCAAGGCCGGCUGAAGCACGUCCUUGACUGCAUCUCCAAGGGCAAAAGCACCGAGAUUAGUGUGCGUGCGCUGAGUGACGAUGGCGGUCUGUACAGCUCGCUCCUGCCCGUGCCCGACGACAAGGUGAAGGACAUCAACAACAAGGUGGCCAACAAGACGACCUUGGCAUACAGUUCGAUCGGCGAGUCCUUCCUGUUCGGGCCGCAUACUUUCGAUGCCAAUCUAGCUGACUUUGAAUUUUCGACGAGGUUUUCGAUUGUCAGCGAGAAGCUUCUGCGUGGUGGCAAGAUCAAGCCUCAUCGUCCCAGUAUGAAUGAGGGAGGGAGUGGCUUAGCCGGUGCUCUUAAGGGGCUGCAGGCGGUGAGAGAGGGGAAGGUCAGCGGAAAGAAGCUUGUGUACACUAUAUAG